This is a messenger RNA of Sparassis crispa, 903 nucleotides long. RefSeq lists its product as hypothetical. NCBI's taxonomy places the organism in Eukaryota, Fungi, Basidiomycota, Agaricomycetes, Polyporales, Sparassidaceae. The record is from RefSeq and is a predicted model, not a curated record. The coding region runs from base 1 to 903 and encodes 300 amino acids. The transcript is spliced from 7 exons.
AUGGCUACAUCAUCCUUGAACGAGGUACAAAUACUGGAGCAUGCCAUUGCGCGACCGGCCCCGGGUAGCUUUACCUCGGUGGCUGACGCUAUGGGCUUUGGUCAGCGCUCUGCUGAGUUCAGCGAGUUCACUUCUGGACUUCGGGGUUUAUCAUCAAAAUAUCUGAAUGGGAAGUUGAAUUACAGGGAGCAGAAUCCAGAUGCCUGGCAGCAAUUCUUUGAUGAGGCCUGUAAACUGUUUCCAUUCGUGACCCAAUAUGCCGAUGCAUGGCCCAUUAAUGCAUACAUGCAAUCACGCCUGGAGCGCACGAAAUAUGAGUAUCGCAUCAGUGCGAAGGUGAAACACCGCAGUCGUCACCAAGCCAGGAUGCAGCCCUACACCCACACUCGAAACACUUCUUCGUGCCUGGAGAGCAUUCAAAGUGGAAGAGUGGACAAGAAUAAUCACUCUGGUUUGGCAGUGAGUCCUGUAACAACAAAUGGCAAUCAAAUACAAUCACCUGUCAGCGGCACUCAAACUCAUCAAUCUGGCACCAACUCUAACUUAGUAUCCAACUUUAUAAUGGACAAUUCACAGAACACCGGCACCAAGCUUCUGGGUGCCACUCAAGAUGUCACAGAAUUCCUGAGAACUGUUCACCCAAACCUCGAAAAUCUCACCCGGAUGUUUCUUCAAGCCGGUGUUGUGGAUGCAGAGUGUGUUCAAGCCCUUGCAGAGAUGCCUGACAGCGAGAAAAAUGCAUUCUUGAGAGAAACUCUAGAACUUAACCCUUUCCAGGUUCAUGCUGUCCGUGUUGCUCUUGCUAAGAGAAUCAAGGACAUUUUACCUGACUUCAGGCAGAUCUUGUCACUUACCUAUGCAAUCAAUGUAGGAAUUGCAAACCAUUCCCAGCGCAGAACAUGA